AGCUGCGGCCGCGGCAGCGGUCUUGGCGUGUCCCUCUUCCCUCCGCCUCCUUACGCGGUUCUGCGACGCGGUGUCGGGCCCAGCGGACUUAGCCCCUGGCCAUGGACUCGCAGAAAGAAGCUCUGCAAAGGAUCAUUUCAACUUUGGCAAAUAAAAAUGAUGAAAUUCAGAACUUUAUUGAUACACUAAACCAAACACUAAAAGGAGUUCAGGAAAAUUCUUCUAACGUACUUUCAGAGUUAGAUGAAGAAUUUGAUAGUUUAUACUCUAUAUUGGAUGAGGUGAAAGAAAGUAUGAUUAACAGUAUCAAGCAGGAACAAGCUCGUAAAUCACAAGAGUUACAGAGUCAGCUUAGUCAAUGUAAUAAUGCCCUGGAGAACUCAGAAGAAUUAUUAGAAUUUGCAACACGGUCAUUAGAUAUAAAGGAACCUGAAGAAUUUUCAAAGGCUGCCAGACAGAUCAAGGAUAGAGUGACAAUGGCUUCAGCCUUUCGCCUUUCUUUGAAGCCAAAGGUCAGUGACAACAUGACUCAUUUAAUGGUGGAUUUUUCUCAGGAGAGACAGAUGCUGCAGACUUUGAAGUUUCUGCCAGUCCCCAAAGCUCCAGAGAUAGAUCCGGUAGAGUGUUUGGUGGCUGACAACUCUGUCACAGUAGCUUGGAGAAUGCCAGAAGAAGAUAAUAAGAUUGACCAUUUUAUACUGGAAUAUAGGAAAACUAAUUUCGAUGGACUUCCACGUGUAAAGGAUGAGCGAUGCUGGGAGAUUAUUGAUAAUAUUAAGGGUACUGAAUAUACACUAUCAGGCUUAAAGUUUGAUUCAAAGUAUAUGAAUUUCAGAGUGCGAGCCUGUAACAAGGCUGUGGCUGGAGAGUAUUCUGAUCCAGUGACUCUAGAGACCAAAGCACUUAACUUCAGUUUGGAUAACUCAUCAUCCCAUUUGAACCUGAGAGUUGAAGAUACCUGUGUAGAGUGGGAUCCUACUGGAGGAAAAGGUCAAGAAAAAAUUAAGGGAAAAGAGAACAAGGGCAGAAGUGGUACACCGUCCCCUAAACGGACAUCUGUGGGCUCCAGGCCACCAGCAGUAAGAGGCAGCAGAGAUCGUUUUACUGGGGAAUCAUACACAGUGCUGGGAGACACUGCUAUUGAAAGUGGACAACAUUAUUGGGAGGUCAAGGCCCAGAAGGAUUGUAAAUCCUACAGUGUAGGAGUAGCAUACAAGACUUUGGGGAAAUUUGACCAAUUAGGAAAGACAAACACUAGUUGGUGUAUCCAUGUCAACAACUGGCUACAAAACACAUUUUCAGCAAAGCAUAAUAAUAAAGUCAAAGCCUUGGAUGUUACUGUUCCUGAGAGAAUAGGUGUAUUUUGUGAUUUUGAUGGGGGUCUACUUUCUUUCUAUGAUGCAAACUCAAAACAGUUGUUGUAUUCCUUUAAGACAAAAUUUACUCAGCCAGUACUACCUGGUUUCAUGGUUUGGUGUGGUGGACUUUCUUUGAGUACUGGGAUGCAGGUUCCAAGUGCUGUGAGAACACUUCAGAAAAGUGAAAAUGGAAUGACUGGUUCCACUAGCAGCCUGAACAAUGUUACCCAGUAAUGACUACUCAGAAUACGUUUACCCCCCCGUUUGAUUGGGUGGCUUUUCUGUGGAGUUACUAAUCACAGAAACUUGAGUGGUGGAAAUCAGAUUUGCUAUGUUCUGCUUUAAGGCCUGGAGUCUUUUAGUGUUAAGCAUCUAGUAUGAAGCAUUCACAGGAAUCUACUGUGCAAUAUCAUAGAAGCAAGCAGAUAUCAAGCGAGAAACUAAUGUUUGAAGAGUAAAUGGGAAAAAAGGCAGUGUUUAAAUAGUUACAUAGAAGCUCAUUUUUGCUUUUCUUGGAUUACUUUGGCUCUUCUAAUAUGUUUAGUUACAUACGGUAGCCCUGGGGCCUGAGGUGAAAAGCAUUGAAAUCUUGCCUUCUUUCUUCUAUACUUACUCUUUUUUUAUCUCAUCAUUACUCUUUUUUUAUCUCAUCAUUACCUAUUAUUUAGUUCUUACACUGAAGCUUUAAAAAUAUACAGUGCUCUUAAGUGUUUCUAAAAAUUCAAAUAAUUGGUUGGGGAUGCUAGAAAGUUUUUCUUACAAUGGUUUAUUUUUCCCCUUUUAUAAAUAAGUUGAGUAUUGCUAAAUUAUCCUCUUUUGUUUAUUGACUAGAUUGAAUAUCGUUUUCUCUUUUCCAAAUAUCGUGAUAUUUCUCUUGUGGUUACAACUCAAAAUAGAGAGUGGAUAGGAAGAGUUUCUAGACAUACACAAAGGGAUAUUCUUUAUAUGUUGCCCUGUUUAAUUAGACUUCUUUUCAUUCCAUCAUUUUGGAUGAUGGGUAAGAUUUUUUAAAAGCUUUAUAUUUUCUGAUUUUGUCGUCUGGUUUAAUACAACCUUUAAUAGUUACUUUGGUAAAAUUCCCACUUGAUUUUGGUAAUAACUGAUAAAAAUUCUACUGGUUUUUAACGUUUCUGGUUGGAAUGAAAGUUUAUUAAAGUUAUAUAGAAGGUAGGAAAACCUACACACCCAAGUUUUAUCUAAGAAGGAUAGGUUAUAAAGGGAGGUGCCUAAAACUAUUCUUUACUGAAAUCAUUUAUAUCUGCUUUUUAAUAAGAUAUGGAAUGGUUUAAACAGUGUUUUGAAAAAAAUCUACAUAUCUCUGACUUAUUUGACACAUGAGUUUUUCAAACAUAACUAUUCAGAGGUUAUUUUCCUUUAGCUACCUUCAUUUGCUUUCUAAGGAGGUAUAAUUCUUGCAAAAAUCAACAUAGAAUAAUCUUUCCCAAACUUAGGGAAAUGAGUAAAAACCAUGGUUAUUAAGCAGAACUAUCUAUUUUUAAUAAGUUGAUUAAAAUUUGUAACACAAGUCUUUUGGGCCAAACUGAAAGUUGUAAUUACAGUGUUUAAGAAGUCCUUGAGCAUUUUAAAGAGGGCUGAAUUUGUAUAUUCCUUAAUUUUUGGAACCUUUACUUUCUCAUGUUGACUUUCUUUCGUUUUAAGUAUAUUGUCCUAUGACAACUUUUCCCCAAGAAAUGACCAUUGCUAUUUACAUUUGAGUUUCUUUCUACAGAAAGACCUGUGGAAUAGGAAUACCUCAUUCUCUUUUAAAGUUUACUGCUUACUGAUGUGAUGUUUUGUUCAUUGGUAAAACAAAUCUAAAUAAGGAAUUUAUUUGAACUGGGUUUUAUUUUUCCAGAGGACAUUCAUAUCUGCACCAUUAUCUAUGACAUUUUGGUAAUUUUAAAGAUUAUAAGGCAGUCUAGAGAAUGAAAUACGUCAAUAGAUAGUCUUUUGAUUCUCCAAACAAAUAUAAUUUUUGUUUUUGUUCCUCGUAGAGAUUUUGAAAGUAAUUUUUGGAUGUUCUGUUCCCUACAGCGAGGUUUUUCCAGGACCUAAGGAAACAGGAAAUUAUCAUUCUCUUUCAUGAGUCAAACCUGAAAGCAGUAAUUUAGUGGUGGAGCUGCUUUAUGUGAACAGUUACACAUGCAUAUUUUAGCAAAAAUGACACAGAAAAAGCCAGAAGUUCUUGUAUAAAAUUUUUUACUAUUAUGUCUUAUGUAAUUGUGUCUUCUCUUUAAUUCAGUGCCUUCUUCCUCUAAGCAUGCUCUUGCUCCAUUCCCCAUGCAGUGUCAAGUGAUAUUUAAGUCAGAGAUGAUUAUGUUGUACUGGUGAGAGCCUUCUAUUGCAGGGGCAUGGGGAAAAGGACAUAUUAAUCAGGGGCUGGAGGAGUGCAUAUGAUUCUUUCCUGUGCUCAUGCCAUCAUUUGAAACCCUUCAUAUAAAAUUUUCGAAUAAUCAUUUGGAAAAUUCAUUUGAAGUAAUAUGAUGAUUACUUCAAAAUAAGAAUCUGAGGUUUUCCUCUUACUAUGCUUCUUCUUAAAGAUCUCUAAAAAUAAAGAGCAAAAUGUAUGGGUUUUUAGUUUAGUUGUUUUAAGUUUGUUUGUGUUAAGUUAAACUGGAGCAAGUUUGUCACCCUCAUUUCAAACUGGAAAAUAAACAACUGUAGUGCCUAUUUAAAUAGUCUCAAAUUAAGGUAACUAUUAACUUGACCAUAAUAUAUAACAUUGUCAUUGACAUUUGAAUUAAAAAAUAUUGAGCUCUUUUGGUCAUUUAAUACAUUGUGGAAAGUUGGUAUACCCUUUCAAACAUUCUUUAUUGGUUUAUUUACUCUUUGUUUUGACAGGUCAAACAUGAUUGCUUUCAAGUAAAAGAAAUGCAAGAGAAGUGACAGUAAUGGAUGUAUCACAAGUGUCAAAAAUUAUGUUUUAUAAAUACAUGCAUUUGGUGUUGCAUUUCUCUUUUAGCAGCUGAAUCCCAAACCAGUUUUAGUAAACUGGAUAAAGAAAUGAAGGAAUUGCCUUAAGCACUUUAGAAAAAGAAUUUUUUUACAAUUCAUUUUGACUCUCUGGGUUGACCAUGUCACGAUACAUCUUCAACUUUUGGUAAAUAUGUAUAUGCCAAGCAUUUAAUAACUGAAUGCACAUAGAAAUUUAAAUAUACAAUGAUUCUUUGAAUAUUCUAGGUAUAGGUAAACAAACUGAAAGUAUUGGGGGCGUGCCUGUCUGUACAUGGGUUUAAUUGAUGGCGUCUGUGCCAUUUUGACAAGCCGUGAACUGCUGCUGUACAGCUAGACUUGGUCUGCUUUGUUCUGCAAACAGUGAUUUUUCCUCAUGUUAUCAUCUAAAGAGACAUAUUGGCUUGGUUUUAUUUACUCAUUUAUGAAAUUAAAGCGUGAACAGUAUCAUGUAUAAUUGAAUUUUUUGUGACUGAUCCUUGUUGGUAUAAAUAAUAGAAGUAAAUAAUUGCUAAUGAAAUCUUUUAAUUAGGCUAAGAUACUCUGUUUCAUGACUUACCUAGGAUGAUUAGUUUUUCUCUAUAUACCUUUUCCAUAAAGUUAUAGUCACUUAUAUAUUUUUAGUUGUUUCUUUUGGAAACAUAGGGGAAAAAUGGAAAAGGGUAUAUAUGGAAAAUGGUUAUUUCAAAGAGUAUUAAUUUUAGAAGAGGACAGUAUAGACUUCUUACUGUAAAAUGUGUGAUUCCAGACUAAAAAAAACUAAGGACUGUAUUUUCAAGUUAUCAUAAUAAUUCUUUUUAAAAACCCCAUAUUUGUUAUAUCAGUGUUCAUUCACUGGCUAAUUCAUACAACAAAUAUUUAAGUGUCUGUGAUAUGGCAGUCAUACUUUGUAUUCAGAUUUCCAAAUUUGAUUUACUGUGCAUAUAGUUUUCCAGCUUUUGAGUGGUGUGACAAAGUUUGCAUCUUAAAAACAAUGUUUUGCUAAUAAAUCAGAAAUUUUAAAAAGUAAAUUUGUUAUAGUUUAUAAAAAAUUCAAAGUAACUGCAUAUAAUAUGAGUUACUUUUAUAUAGGCACAUAAAGUGAGUCUAGAAAGGUUUCUUUCUUGAUUUUAUUUUUACACUGGAUAUAUUCUUUUGGGGAAGAAUAUGGUCAGCAUAAAUUUACUCAGCAUCCAAGCAACCAUAAAGUUGUUAUUUUAAACCAAAAUGUACACUUCAUAAUGCCAGUCCUGGAGCAUUAUAAGAGAUCAUGAAUGUUUCUUUAAUCAUCACAGAAAGAUUACCUCAUGUUCAGUAUAGUUUUAGUUUUGUGUGUAUCUUACAGUAUUCACAUUAUGCAAAUAUUUGUGAUCCUUGUAUGUCACAUAUGAUAGCUUUGUUACCUGGAAUAUUUGAUUAAUGUAAAUACUGUAAGCUUUUUGAGUAAUUUGGAGUUUAAAUGGAUUACAUUUGGUAUAUAUUGUUUUUGUUGAAAAGAUAUUGUUGGACAUGCCAUAUAAAGGUUAGUCUUGGCUUAUAAAUAAAUACCAGAGGUUACCAUAGUACUUUUCUCCUCAGACUACUCGAUUAUUAAAUUAAAACAGUAUUUGUUAUUUCUGGGUCAAUAUAAGGUACUGACUUUUGAAUCAUAGUCAUUUGAACCAUGUUAGUUUAAACUGAUAUAUUUUCUUAAUGGUACCCGUUCAAUAUAAGUUAGUCCUCGGGAAUGGACAUGUAGAGGAUUUCAUAGUAUGUAGGGCAGAAGGUAGGUGAAUGUGUUUGCUUUGGCUUGGAACUUCUUAAGUUUGAACCAAUUUUAAAGAAAGUCAAAUUAUAAGUGAUUGGUAAAAAGCAUUUUAUUAGUAUUGGAACUUUUUGGAGAGCCUAAGGGCUAUGAGAAUGCAUAAUUUUUUUUUUAACAUUUCCAAUAUCUUUAAGGUACCAAAGUGCUGAGUCUAAUUUACCUUUUAAAAAGGAGACUCUUUAAAAUCAAAUUUAUAACUAAUUCAUACUAUAAGAUAUAUAAUAGCUAAAGUUUUAGAGUAAUUUAUAUUAAAAACCACUAGUCUUUAAAAUUUCUGGAUAUAAUGUAAAAGGUAGCUUGGCUUCAUUUCUUCUAAAGUAUUUAAAAUUAAUUACCUGAACUCUACCAUAUACAAGAUCUGUGACCUCUACAUAAAUCAUUUCUCGUCCUUGGGCCUCCAUUGCCUUACAUAAAAUAACUGUAACUUGUUCAGCCUACCUCACAGGGCUAUUGUGAGGAAUAAAAUGAAAUGGAGUAUGUGAAGUUGCUUCAACAACAGUAAAAUGCUAUAUAAAUGUAAGGUAUUAUUUUCAAUUAAUAAAAGAUUUAAGUGUU
Messenger RNA from Diceros bicornis minor, 6648 nucleotides. It is a transcript of the gene FSD1L, whose product is annotated as fibronectin type III and SPRY domain containing 1 like. NCBI's taxonomy places the organism in Eukaryota, Metazoa, Chordata, Mammalia, Perissodactyla, Rhinocerotidae. The record is from RefSeq and is a predicted model, not a curated record. The transcript has 13 exons. Bases 102 to 1592 code for a protein of 496 amino acids. Gene Ontology annotation, molecular function: protein binding.